Messenger RNA from Anarrhichthys ocellatus (wolf-eel), 815 nucleotides. Its product is annotated as PTB domain-containing engulfment adapter protein 1. The record is from RefSeq and is a predicted model, not a curated record. Lineage: Eukaryota; Metazoa; Chordata; Actinopteri; Perciformes; Anarhichadidae. The transcript is spliced from 7 exons. The coding region runs from base 65 to 589 and encodes 174 amino acids.
CCGAUUUCCUCCGGUGAAAGUACAUUUGCACGCAGGGUUCAGUUUGACACCAGACGGGUUAAAGAUGAGUGACACCUCGGAGGAUGAUAAUGAAAUUUCCUUUACAGUAAAGUUUCUUGGGCGCGUUGAGGUGGUCCGCCCCGAUGGACUACAGAUCCUGUCUGAAGCGGCUCAGAGCCUAAAGACGCCUGAUAAAUUCUCCUCAGAAAAGGCAGCGAAGAAGAGCAAAGUCCAUCUCUUCCUGUCGCUGAGUGGAAUCGACGUGUUGGAAAACAAAACCAAGUUUUUGUUGUACUCGUGCCCUCUGUCCACCAUUUCCUUCUGUGCCGUCCUGCCGUCUUCGCCCAAAGUCUUUGGGUUUGUGGCCAGACACCCUGCAGCAGACAUGAACCACUGUUAUCUGUUCCAGAGCAAGACGUUUUCUCAUGUGCUGGUCUCAGUUAUCGGGGAUGCCUUCCGAGCUUCAAAGAAGGAGGAGAGCAUCAGGGGAGGAAGAGACCUGAUCGUGGAGGCCCUCAGACAUAAGAACAAAAUGCUGCAAAGAGAGAAUGCUGAGCUGAAGAGGCUGCUUGCAGGACAGACUAACUAACUCCUGCUACUAAUAUAUGCGGUUGCACUUCUGCACACAUACACACUAAAACACUUGUAAAAGAUAAACUACUGACCCUGUUAUAUACUGUUUACCCUCAUAAUGAAUAAUAGCAAUAAUUGCUGAUGUGUUAUUAUUCUUUUUCAUGUUAACUCAAUUGUAGGUGUGUUCUUGUGCCUUCAGGAAUAACUAAAGAAAUUCUGAAGUACCACAGAGAAAUACCAUA